GGGGGGGGCUCUCUUCGUCUUGCCUUGCUCCACUGCUCCUCCUUCCUGAGCUGGCUUCUGCUUUACAGGUCUGGCAGCUCUGCUGAUUUCGUUUCUUGCUCUUUGGUUCUUGGGGAGGAUGGAUCCAUAAGGAAAUGCAACGGCUUCCACUGAGGUGCAUUGAUGCGGUCUGCUUGCCGUUUUGCUAGAUUUUGGAUUCCUCCGGUCUGGUGCUUAGCUGCCACUGUCUUGUAGGUUCAGCUUUGGCUUUUGCUUGGAAUCUUUACUGUUUAGCCUCCUUGCCCUUUAUCCUAGUCCCAUAUCCUUGCCUUCAGCAAGAAGCAUGAAUCUUGCCGAAAGUGCUGAUUUAGUUUGAAGCACUUCUAUGCUUCGGUAUAGUUCUCUCCUAUUGUGUGGAGCAUAUCUUUUUUUGUUGAGAUUUUUAUCGUGAUCUGAGGCCCUAAUUGGAGCCAUGGCGAAAGACUACCCGGUCUCUCCCAAAGCCCAGCAGCUGCAGGAGUCCAAGAAGCAGCGCCUGACCUACAUCCUCGUGGUGAGCGCGCUCUGCAUCGCCUUCUACUUCCUUGGCGCAUGGCAGAACACCACGCAGCCCACGCUGCCGAAGCCUGUGGGCAACUCCGCGGCGAUCACCCGGGUUGGCUGCGACCCCGCUACGACGCAGUCCUCCUCCGGCUCGGUGCCGUCGUUCGGGUCGGCCUCCGGCGACGCGCUUGACUUCGACGCGCACCACCGGCUCACCAUCAACGACACGGAUGCCGGCGCCGCGCUGCAGCAGUUCCCGGCGUGCCCGCUCAACUUCAGCGAGUACACGCCGUGCGAGGACCGGACGCGCGGGCGGCGGUUCGACCGCGCCAUGCUGGUGUACCGUGAGCGGCACUGCCCCGGCAAGGACGAGCAGGUCCGGUGCCUCAUCCCGGCGCCGCCUGAGUACAAGACCCCCUUCAAGUGGCCGCAGAGCAGGGACUACGCCUGGUUUAACAACAUCCCCCACAAGGAGCUCAGCAUCGAGAAGGCUGUGCAGAACUGGAUCCAGGUGGAGGGUGACAGGUUCAGGUUCCCUGGCGGCGGCACCAUGUUCCCGCGCGGCGCCGACGCGUACAUCGAUGACAUCAAUAAGCUCAUCUCGUUGUCGGACGGGAAGAUCAGGACGGCGAUCGACACAGGCUGCGGGGUUGCUAGUUGGGGGGCUUACUUGCUGAAGAGGAACAUUGUUGCCAUGUCGUUUGCGCCGAGGGACACGCACGAAGCUCAGGUGCAAUUCGCACUGGAAAGAGGUGUCCCUGCCAUCAUCGGCGUGAUGGGGAAGCACCGGUUGCCUUACCCAUCGAGGGCUUUUGAUAUGGCACAUUGCUCGCGCUGUCUGAUUCCUUGGUAUGCAUAUGAUGGACUAUAUCUUGCUGAAGUCGAUAGAAUUCUAAGGCCAGGAGGUUAUUGGAUUCACUCGGGUCCGCCAAUCAAUUGGAAGACACACUACAAGGGGUGGGAGAGGACCAAGGACGACCUCAAGCAAGAGCAAGACAAGAUUGAGGAUGUCGCGAGGAGCCUUUGCUGGAACAAGGUGGUUGAGAAGGGGGACCUCUCCAUCUGGCAGAAGCCUAAGAACCACCUUGAGUGUGCCAACAUCAAGAAGACCUAUAAGAUACCCCAUAUAUGCAAGAGUGACAAUACUGAUGCUGCUUGGUACAAGCAGAUGGAAGCAUGUGUUACUCCAUUGCCUGAAGUAAGCAACCAAGGAGAAGUUGCCGGUGGAGCGGUGGAGAAAUGGCCAGAAAGGGCAUUUACAGUUCCCCCAAGGAUUAAAAGGGGCAUGAUUCCAGGAUUGGAUGCUAAGAAAUUUGAUGAGGACAAGAAGUUGUGGGAGAAGAGGUUGGCAUACUACAAGCGCACCAUACCCAUAGCAGAGAACAGGUACAGAAAUGUGAUGGACAUGAACGCAAACAUGGGCGGGUUUGCUGCUUCUUUAGUAAAGUACCCUGUAUGGGUGAUGAACGUCGUUCCGGUUAAUUCUGAUCGGGACACCCUUGGGGCAAUAUAUGAACGAGGAUUCAUCGGCACAUACCAGGACUGGUGUGAAGCUUUCUCCACAUAUCCAAGAACAUAUGACCUCUUGCAUGCUGACAAUUUGUUUAGCAUCUACCAAGACAGGUGUUAUAUUACCGACAUCCUCUUGGAGAUGGAUAGGAUACUGAGGCCCGAGGGCACAGCUAUCAUCCGUGAUACAGUCGACGUCCUGACCAAAGUCCAGGCAAUAACCAAACGAAUGCGAUGGGAGAGCCGCAUCAUGGACCACGAGGACGGCCCCUUCAACCCAGAGAAGGUCCUCAUGGCGGUCAAGACAUACUGGACCGCCGACACAUCAGAGAAGCAUUAGCACACAGGCGACAUAGCUCACUGAAAGCCUGAACCAGGCUUGUUUUACCAGCUGUGAUGAUGGCAUCUGGACUUUGCCAUCUCGGUGUAGUAUGAACUUUGAACGGAAAGUUAAGGGAGGUUUUUGGGUGUGGUUGGGCCUCUGGUGAUUGGUAUCAAGGGAAGAAGUGCAGAUCGUGCAUAGGUUCCUGGCCUAAGUUUCACACAAGGGGCAGAGCAUAGAUUUUAGUUUGUAAUACGGUGGCACCGAAAAAACAGGCAGUGUUACUCUAUAUUGCGUUAAAUAGGUAUUAAUUCAGUUUGCUUCUGAACUUUGAAUUGCUUGAAAUGGUCAGUUCAGUUGAUGCAA
Phragmites australis (common reed) is the source of this 2719-nucleotide messenger RNA. RefSeq names its product probable methyltransferase PMT17. Bases 452 to 2371 code for a protein of 639 amino acids. Lineage: Eukaryota; Viridiplantae; Streptophyta; Magnoliopsida; Poales; Poaceae. Gene Ontology annotation, cellular component: trans-Golgi network; endosome; cytoplasm. The record is from RefSeq and is a predicted model, not a curated record. Gene Ontology annotation, molecular function: methyltransferase activity. The transcript is spliced from 6 exons.